Messenger RNA from Exophiala dermatitidis NIH/UT8656, 3524 nucleotides. Its product is annotated as zinc finger protein ADR1. The coding region runs from base 539 to 3280 and encodes 913 amino acids. Gene Ontology annotation, molecular function: zinc ion binding; RNA polymerase II cis-regulatory region sequence-specific DNA binding; DNA-binding transcription factor activity, RNA polymerase II-specific. The record is from RefSeq and is a predicted model, not a curated record. Gene Ontology annotation, biological process: regulation of transcription by RNA polymerase II; DNA-templated transcription. Lineage: Eukaryota; Fungi; Ascomycota; Eurotiomycetes; Chaetothyriales; Herpotrichiellaceae. The transcript has 3 exons. Gene Ontology annotation, cellular component: chromatin.
CACAGACAUGCUGCUGUGCCGUACGAUGAAAAAGCCGCAGCAUACCGGGUUCAAAGCCAUGUGCCAUGGCAGGGUUCUGCAGCUUUUGUAGUCGUUGAAGAGCUAUGGCAAGUUGAAGAAUAGAAUCAUGUACACUACUCCUGCACACUGCAGAGAAUCCAAAGACGCCCCGGACACCCCGGACGUGAUGCGCCCAACAGUGCCAAUAGUACAGGGUGCAUUGGUCCAAGCCUCCCUAGCCCGAGGAGGCCCUCGCGCCUGGAACCCCCGCUCUCCACCCCCAGAGCGGAUACCUACAUGGACGCCGUUUCAGGCAAGAUUAGGCCCAGAGAUAAGGGCUAGGCGGCACCCUGGUCACCACUGCCCACCCAUAAGCGCCUAGCGACUCGCCAAAGGCUCAGCAUCCGGGGCGGCUUUUCAAGUUCUUGUCAGGAGUUGACUGCGACCCUCGGAUUUCCCCAGAUUUCCUCUGUCCCUUGCGGCUGGUCUGUAACUCACACUGCUCCUAACCACCUAAGCCUGGACUCUACCAUUUCUGAUGGUUGUCGGCACUCGGGAUUCCAUGCUGGAGGAUACUGUCACCAUCGAGAUUAAUGGGCAGAACGGCGACGGAGAAGGGAACAGGGACACGGACAACUCGAAAGAUCAGGAGCAAGAUCAAGAACCGCCCCCCAAGAAACAAAAACGGUUCCAAUGUCAACAUUGCCAACGACUCUUUGCCCGGUUGGAGCACCAGCAACGGCAUGAGAGAACCCAUACGCGAGAGAAGCCGUUCGCAUGCUCCCAAUGUGAUAGCAAAUUCACACGAAGCGAUCUCCUGGUCCGACAUGAGCGACUCAGCCAUGACAUGGAACGAUGGGGCAGACAGGGACGGGGAGACCACCGCCUCAAUAGCAAUGGCGGCACCAACCACAACCUCAACAGCAAUAGCAAUCCCAAUCCCGCUCAACCACACAGUCGUAAACGCCGGGAAACAGAUCCCGGAUCCUCGUUGCCAGACUCGGAACCUUCCACGUUGACGGCCUCUGAAUUCUCGACUUCUCAGACCUUGGUCAACAACUUCCAGACUUCCGCCGACACUCCCGCAAACCAUGAACUCUCGUUCGCAACCUUGCUUAUGGCGGCUGAGCAGGCCCAACCCCAAGAGGUUCACACGCAGGCACACACUCAGCCGCCUCUACAACAGCCCGAUCUCCUCUGCAAUCCAGCAUAUGUGGUGCAAGACCAAUUCGGGUCCUGUCAAACGCAGCCUCCGCUGCCCGAGCCUCCUGCUCAGCCGGGCACCCUGGCCAGCUUUGACUUUGAAGACUCUCUCCAGGAUCUUGCCAAUUUCAUGGACAAUGGAGGGCUAUCUUCGUACCAUUUCUCCUCCGUGUUCAGCGCCGAGCAGCCCAUUCCUUUCUUUUCACCGGAGGCACUCACCCAGACGGCAGAUGCUGUCCCUACGGUGGAGAAUGCACCGGCCUCUCACGUCGGGCAACCCGCUGAACAGCAAGAGGACACGAGCUCUUUCUCAAGGUUUGGGUCAAGACUUCCGUCUCUCCAACCAGAGGAGGGCUACGCGGGCCCCAAAGGCGACGAGAACCCGGUCAAUCGACCACUGGCCGAUUUCAAUGUCGAAGAUAGACAGAAUAUGGCAUACAAGUUGGCCGAAUUCGCCCACGUGGUCCCUUCAACAUUCCAGCUGCCGUCGCGGUUGGCACUGUCUCGGUAUCUUGCUGGCUACGUCAAUGGCUUCCACGAACAUCUACCCUUCCUACAUAUUCCGACGAUAUCGGUAAACAACUGUUGCAUUGAACUCAUCCUGGCCAUGGCCGCAGUCGGGGCUCAGUAUUGCUUUGAAGGACAGAAAGGCGUGGAACUGUUUCAUGUCAGUCAAGCAAUAGCCAUGCAGAGGAUCCGUCAAAGAGAUGCAAGACUCGCUGCUUCGUCACGCCGCUCGAUGGACGUCUCUCCCCAGUAUUCUGCCUACACUAGAAACAGUGAGAUCAUGGGCACCGGAGAAACGCCGCAGAGCGGAUCUAUAUCAGGAUGCCUGGGCCUCCCCUCGCAACUGGAGGCAGACUCAACAAGGCCGACAGAAGAUCUCAUGCAGACGGCACAAGCAUUGCUGUUACUCAUGGCCAUGGCGACAUGGGCCAAACAUCGCGAGAUCUUGCGUGAGGCUCUAGCCAUCCAGAGUGUGCUCGCCACCCUUGUCCGCGAUGACGGUUUCAGGACUACCCCGUUGGCCAAGGACAUCAGCUGGACCGACUGGAUUCGACAUGAAACCAUCAAACGAACCAAAUUCAUUGUGUUUGCCUUUUUCAACCUCCAUACGAUUGUGUACAACAUUCCUUCGCUAAUACUUGCGUCUGAGCUCCACAUGACGCUACCAUGCAGUGCAGCCGAGUUCAAGGCUCCGACGGCGGCGCGAUGGAAAGAGAUUCGCGCCCGUGUCCCGCCCGAGGUGGACUUUCAAUUGGCAUUGCGGCGGCUGUUCUCCAAGACGGGCAAUCAUGGCAACACGUAUAACUCUUCGUUGGGAAACUAUGUGCUCGUCCAUGCCCUGCUGCAGCACAUCUUCUUCGUCCGCCAGAUCUCUCGGUACCGGUUGGAUCACGACGGUGACCUCCGGCUCGACGAUGUGGCAGCGAUCGAACAGGCACUCCGCAGCUGGCAGCUUGCAUGGAAGCGCAACCCGGAGUCAUCGCUCGACCCGAUGAAUCCUAAUGGACCAGUCGCUUUCAACUCGACCGCCCUGUUGCGCCUUGCAUACAUCCGACUGAACGUCGACCUCGGCCCCGGCCGUGCUCUGGAUACCAGGGACCCAGUGCAGAUUGCCAACGCGUUCCGCGAGAGCCCGAGCGUGAAACGCACCCCGAAGCUGGUGAGGGCGGUUCUCCAUUCCGCUCAUGCAUUGAGCAUCCCCGUCAAGAUCGGCAUCCAUCUGGUCGCGCAGACCCAGACGUUCAUGUGGUCCAUCCAACACUCGCUGUGUACCUUGGAGUGUGCCUUUUUGCUGAGCAAGUGGCUCGAGGCCCUGAGUCUGCCCGAGUCCGGACCGACGGUCACCAGUGACGAGCGGAGAAUCGCAACUCUAGUCAAGACGAUGCUCGACGAGACAGAAUUCGCCAUGCCGGUGGAUGUGCCGAUCGACUCUCCUGCCGCCAUGAAGUACUUGAGUGCUGGGGUCUUGAGAGUCUGGGCACAGGUGUUCCGAGGCGCACAGACUUGGGCCAUUGUCGAUGUUAUCGGAAAGAGUCUCAACAUAUAUGCCGACAUGCUUGAAGCCGGAUGAUGCUACGGGUCGGUCAGCCGGCCGAAGGGCAGAAGGCAGAAGGCAGAAGGCAGAACUAACGACAUGGACGAGACGAGACCGUUGACGAUUAUUUCUUCUAGGAUUUAUUAUGAUUACGACCAGAUGGCUCAAUAUUCACGUAUGCUGAAACGCAGUACGAUACGGCUGGAGCAGGGAGUACCACAGUGUAGAGGUUAUAAUAUACCAUGUCCCGUGGGAAAUCAUGGGCAAGUCUUUUUGCUUG